Molecule: messenger RNA, 2538 nt
Organism: Helianthus annuus (common sunflower)
Lineage: Eukaryota; Viridiplantae; Streptophyta; Magnoliopsida; Asterales; Asteraceae
Product: ABC transporter D family member 2, chloroplastic
Exons: 10
Coding region: 106-2292 (728 amino acids)
Biological process (GO): transmembrane transport
Cellular component (GO): membrane
Molecular function (GO): ABC-type transporter activity; ATP hydrolysis activity; ATP binding
Source: RefSeq, a predicted model, not a curated record
UGAAUAAGAUGUGGAGUAGGAAGGAGCCUUAUGUUCGUUUGUGGAUAAUUUCUUUCCAAAAAUAAAUAAACCAAAAACUGAAACCGCAAAUCUUCUGCUGCAGAAAUGACGCAAUUCAAUACUCUCUUCUGUAACGUAAACGUAACAGCAAUCGGUUGUAACAACCCUACCAGUACCACCACCGGUUUCAACAAAAAUCACAUUUUUUUCAGUAAUCUCACCGUCCCCUUUCACUCGCACUGGUUUCCUCAGAUGAAACGGAGGAAGAUAUUCACACCUCUUUCAUCGUCUCCGACGACUCCGGCAGAUCCACCGGUUACUCCUCCGCAACAACCGGCUAAAUCAGCGGAGAAUGUGCCGAGAAAGGGACCGGAUUUGCCAACACUUUUUAGGAGAUUCUAUAAAGUUGCUGCUCCUUAUUGGUUUUCUGAUGAUAAGGUUCAAGCAAGAAUACAAUUGGCUUCUGUGUUUGCCUUAACUUUAGGAACCACCGGAAUCAGUGUCGGUUUCAAUUUUCUAGGUCGCGACUUCUACAAUGCACUUGCAAACAAAGAUCAAGAACAGUUCACCACACAACUGUCGUACUACCUUGCUGCUUUUGCUGGUGGAAUUCCGAUUUUUGUGAUUAGAGAUUAUGCAAGAGAAACUCUUGCGUUGAGGUGGAGAUCUUGGAUGACAAACUACUACAUGGAACGGUAUCUCAAGAACCAGACAUUUUACCAGAUACAGUCUCAAUCAAUUAUUGAUAAUCCAGAUCAACGAAUUGUUGACGAUCUGAGUUCGUUCACUGGAACAUCGCUUUCGUUCUCUUUAACACUCUUCAAUGCAAUGGUAGAUUUGAUAUCUUUCAGCAACAUAUUGUUUGGCAUAUAUCCUCCUCUUUUCGUUGUUCUUUUAGUAUAUUCACUUGGUGGAACUGCCAUUAGCAUUUUUCUUGGGAAGGGGCUGGUUAACUUAAAUUUCAUGCAAGAGAAAAUGGAAGCAGAUUUCCGUUAUGGGCUUGUACGUAUACGAGAAAACGCUGAGUCUAUUGCAUUUUAUGGUGGUGAGGAGAAUGAAAUCAAACUCCUUUUGCAGCGGUUCAGAAAUGCUUUCGAGAAUUUAACUCAAUUGUUGAUAUCUUCAAGAAAUCUGGAGUUUUUCACCAAUGGUUAUCGCUACCUGAUUCAGAUUCUUCCGGCUGCAGUUGUUGCGCCCAUGUAUUUCUCUGGGAAGAUUGAAUUUGGUGUCAUAAAUCAGUCUGUAUCCGCUUUCAAUCAUAUUCUUGGAGAUUUUUCUCUCAUUGUGUAUCAAUUUCAGGCUAUAAGUGCCUUUUCCGCUGUCAUUGAUCGACUCGGAGAAUUCGACGAUAUUUUGGACAACACCAGUUCUAACGGUCCUGUGGAAUCCUCAGAUGAGAUUCAACUGACGUAUGUCAAUGUGAAAGAUUCAACCUUUCAGCCCAAGAAUUCUAUAGAUACACAAAAGUUGAUGGAGAUUGAAAAUUUGACUGUUUUGACCCCCACAACUAAAGCCCUACUUAUCAAAGAUUUGUCACUGACAGUCUGCAGCAAUGAGCAUUUGCUGAUUACUGGACCAAGUGGAAGUGGGAAAACUUCUUUAUUAAGAGCGAUUGCUGGUCUUUGGCGUACGGGUUGGGGAAAGAUCACAUUUUACGCUAAACAUACACCAGAGAUGGCGUCUAAUGAAGUAGCUAUGGUGAAUGAAACUAAUAACGUUGAUAAAAAAUCAAAAUACCGGGAUUUUAAAGGCGUGUUUUUCCUUCCCCAACGGCCGUAUAUGGUUUUAGGAACCCUUCGACAACAGCUGCUUUAUCCCACAUGGCCCGAUGUUUCGGAUUCUACGUCCCAUAACUCUAAAUCAGUCGGUUCGUUUCCUUUUCUUGAAGAUACACUAGGGUCUGAAGUCGGUAGUGCACAACCGUUGCAGCCUAAUACAGAAGAAUUAAUAAAAGCUUUAGAAGAUGUGCAUCUUGGCUACUUGUUGUCACGCUUCAGUGGUCUUGAUACAACCAAUGAAUGGUCCAGUGUUCUUUCUCUUGGCGAGCAGCAACGACUUGCGUUUGCACGCUUGUUGCUUUCUAGACCAGACCUGGUUCUAUUGGAUGAAUCCACCAGUGCUUUAGAUGAAGCAAAUGAGGCUCACUUGUAUGAUAAAAUAAACAUAGCAGGAAUCACAUAUAUAAGUAUUGGGCACCGAACAAGCCUUCGUAAAUUCCAUAAAAAAGCCUUGCGGAUAUCACCUAUGGAUCUGGACUCUAACCAGCUGAACUGGUGCAUAGAACCCUUGUAAGAAGGCUCGAACAUUGAUUCUUGAAUGAUUUUUCAAACUCAAAACCUAUGAUCCUCGAUUGUAAGGUUUCGUGGGUACAGGGUCGAACAAGGACUUGCCAAGCUUAGUUACAUGGUUUUGAAUUAUUUUUAGCAUGUAAUGGGUUGGGUUCUGUUAGAGAACCGUUUGUCUUUCUGCUCAGUGCAUCUGCUAUUAUGUAUUUAUGUUGGCUUUUCUCGGAUGAUAAUGAAUCUCACAAUCAUAACC